Polyodon spathula (Mississippi paddlefish) is the source of this 1111-nucleotide messenger RNA. Its product is annotated as protein canopy-1-like. Lineage: Eukaryota; Metazoa; Chordata; Actinopteri; Acipenseriformes; Polyodontidae. The record is from RefSeq and is a predicted model, not a curated record. Bases 228 to 800 code for a protein of 190 amino acids. Gene Ontology annotation, cellular component: endoplasmic reticulum. The transcript is spliced from 6 exons.
GCAACGCAGGAGUAGAACACGUCUGUGACCGGAGGUAUUGCUGAUUGUGAAAUGUAGCAAAUACAGGUCUCCAGAGAUAUAUAUAUAUAUACAACGAGACGGGCGCUGUCAUUUGCCUAGCUUUGUUUCUGAAGAAAAGAGCGACUUUGUUUUCAUUAUAAUUCGAUUUGCAGUGGCCAAAGUUUUUGUUCUCAGACUCGAGAUAGUUUGUGUCACACCAGCCCAGAAUGGAGUCCUUUAUAAUUCAAUUUGGUAUUUUGCUAAUGGUACUCUGCCUUUGUUCUGAGAAGAUAGAAGGGAAAAAAGAUGAAGUAUUGUAUUGUUCCGCCUGCAGGGCAAUAGUUGAUGAGCUAAACUACUCCAUAAAACAAGUGGAUCCAAAGAAGACAAUCCAAGUAGGAAAUUUUAGAAUUGCUCCAGAUGGAAGCCAGAAACACAGUAAGGUCCCAUUUGCAAGGUCAGAGACUCAUUUAACUGAGCUAAUGGAAGAGGUUUGCAAUCAUAUGAAUGAUUAUUCCUUGUAUGUUGACCCGGACACUAAAGAAAAACUGUAUAAGAGAUUUGCUCCAAGGGAUGGUGAUCCUGACAAAAGUAUGCUGGGAAACCUGCAACAUUUUCAGUUUGGUGAUGGACCAGACAGUUCAAAGUCUUUGAAAUUUGCGUGUGAAAGCAUAGUAGAAGAGUAUGAAGAUGAUAUCAUUUCACUAUACGCCCAAGAGGCAGACCAUGUGGUGGACAAGCUGUGCAGGGAUAUAACAGAUCUGUGUAAAGGCUCUCUUGCCGUCCACGCUGAAUUAUAGUGCACAGGUAUUGUACUGAAAAUUAUCCUGAGUGUUUAAGCAGAAGAAAAGAAUGUUGCAUAUCUGCAAAGAGAAAUAAAAGGACUUCUAAUGACGACCAACACGUUUUUUUGUUUUUUUUUUAAACAUAAAGAAUUUUAAUUUUAAAAGCGGUUUGUUUUCUGCUUUUAAACUUAGCCACUAGGUUAUGAUUAUGAUAUUGAGAAGCAACAUGACCAUGAAAACAAUGUUAUUGCUGACCUAGCUGAUAAAUCAUAUGGCUGUAGACGUGUAUAUAAUGUCCACAUGUAAAGAACUUGGAUUUGUUCAUU